AUGUUGCAGGUGGGGAGUCAGUUUGGGAUCCCACAGCUGUUGGCACGGAGUGUUACUCUGGCGUCUGGCAAGGUUAUGUUAGCUCAGAUGGCGAGUAGAAGGUUUGUUUCCAGUGAGAUUCAGGCUAAGGAUCAGCAAGCGGGUGAGUCUAGUACUGCUACUGACACGGGUGUGAUCCACAAGACAGAACAGGAGACUUUGAUCUAUUUUGAUAAUGUGUAUCCUAGGCAGAUAUCUGUCUGGAACCCUGUAGCCUGGUUGAAUUCCAUUUUUAUUGAUCAGUCUCGAGAUGCUAUUAGAUCCAAGAUUACGACAUUUGCUAGUCCUCCCGACAAUCCCAUAUACGGUUUGAAGCUGCGUUCUACUAUCCCAGUCAAGAGGGAUGGCGGUGUCUUUGCAACUUUUCUAGUGCCUUACAAAUAUACUAAAGCUGAAGCAAAUGUCUUGAUUCAGCAAAACACCGCGAGGGAAUCGUCCAAGAGUGUAUUGUCGUAUUUUACUAAGGCUACAGCAUUCCCUGUCAAGGGUUCUCCAUGGAUUGAAGAUCUACGGAGGUUGCCUAGCACCACCAUUGAUGUCAAGUUCCAGGGCCCCGCCCUGACCGAGGAGGAAUUGUAUUCGUUGUUUAGAAGAUAUGGUACCAUUAUUGACAUCUAUCCUCCAUCGGAAUUGUCCAAGAAUAUUACAAAAGUAAAAUACAGGUCGUAUAGAGGAGCUAUAUGCGCUAAGAAUUGUGUCUCCGGUAUUGAGAUCCAUAAUACUGUGUUGCAUAUUCAGUAUGAAAAUAUCGCUAAACCCUUAUUCAUUAAAAAUUUCUUUAUAAACCAUACAAGAAUCGCUAUUCCUGUUUUUAUUGCUCUGUUAUCUAUCAUUGCAGUUCUUAUCUUCGACCCAAUUAGAGAGUUUUCCAUCGAACAAAAGAUAACACAUAGAUACCCUAUCUCAUUAGAUAACCAUUGGGUUAAACAGAUCAAAGAUUUUACAAAUUCUACUGUAUCGUCUUUUAAAAAUUAUUUGAAUUUAAACGAUUCUGGCCACACUAAGAAACAUUUAUGGGAAGAGAGAAUGGAAAUCGUUGAUGAUUUGAAAAUGUGGUUAGAAGAAAAUAACAACACUUUUGUGGUGAUUAGAGGUCCUCGUGGUACGGGGAAAAGGGAAUUAGUGAUGGAUAAUCUACUGCAAGAUAGAGAAAAUGUAUUGUAUCUAGAUUGUGAUAAAAUUGUUAAAUCGAGAACGGACUCUAAAUUUUUGAAAAGUAUUGCUAAUCAAAUUGGUUAUUUCCCAAUUUUUCCUUGGCUCAAUUCACUUACAAGUGUCACUGAUUUGAUGGUCCAGGGCAUGACAGGUCAGAAGACAGGAUUAAAUGAAUCGAAGGAAACUCAAUUCCGAAAUAUCUUAACCACUUCAAUGAUGGCAAUAAGACGUAUUGCCUUGAAAAAAUAUAAACCAGUGAUUCAAGACGGGGGGGAAGUCGUUAAUGUGAAAGAAGAAGAUUAUUUACAGCAACAUCCAGAGGCUAAACCUGUUGUGGUCAUAGAUAGGUUUGCAGGGAAAUCUGACAUAAACGGCUUCGUUUAUAAAGAGUUGGCGGAUUGGACGUCUAUGUUAGUACAAAUGAAUAUUGCACAUGUUGUCUUCUUAACUGAAUCCAUUGCAUCAAAUCAACAAUUGGCAGAAUCGUUUCCUAACCAAGUAUUCAAGAAUUUGGAACUUUCAGAUGCCUCAAGGGAGAAUUCAAAAGCCUUUGUGCUAUCGCAGCUGCAAGAAUCGACUAGAACAUCAAGUUCAUUGAAAUUAGAUGAGAAGCUCUUGAAUGAGAUUGAUGAUGCAAUUGACCCACUUGGUGGUAGAAUGUUAGACUUACAGGCUUUUGUAAGAAGAGUCAAAUCAGGUGAAGAGCCCGAGAAGGCAUUGGAAAAGAUGGUGGAACAAGCGAGUGAACAAAUUACUCAAAUCUUCCUAAGUGACAAAUAUGACAGUGUAAAAAGUGCUCAAGCGUGGGAGUUGAUGGAACUCCUUGACAAGAGCCCCGUUAUUUCUUUCGAAGAUGUCAUCUUCAGACCCCUUUUCAAAGCAUCCCCUGAGUUGGGAGUAAUAGAAUUGGAGAAUAAUGGUCUAAUCACGGUUUCGAGAGAUAGAGGUGUUUUGAGGGAGAUCCGCCCUGCAAAACCUCUUUACAGAGCAGCCUUUCACUACUUAGUCCAUGAUUCACAGCUAUCAACGGUGCUUAAAACCCGUUAUAAUUUAAAAGUUAUUUCUUUUGAAACAGGAAGAAUCAAAAAGUGGGAAGAAGAAUUACGUCCUCUGGGUAAAAUUCAAGAUCCUAAGCUUUUCAAGAGUAGGUUAGAUUACCUUUCAGGGAAGAUCGCAACCAGCAGCGAUGUGAUCAACCAUUGUGAAACAGAGAUAAAGAGGCUUUCUCAAUCGAAAAAAUAA
This is a messenger RNA of Kazachstania africana CBS 2517, 2436 nucleotides long. It is a transcript of the gene YME2, whose product is annotated as Yme2p. The transcript has a single exon. The record is from RefSeq and is a predicted model, not a curated record. Gene Ontology annotation, molecular function: RNA binding. Gene Ontology annotation, cellular component: mitochondrial inner membrane. Lineage: Eukaryota; Fungi; Ascomycota; Saccharomycetes; Saccharomycetales; Saccharomycetaceae. Bases 1 to 2436 code for a protein of 811 amino acids.